UUCCUCUCCCCGCCCCUCCAGGAUGGCAGUGCGGAAGCGGAAGAGGCUGCAGGACCGCGGAGCCUGUUUUUAAGCCGACCGGGUCCUGGGGUCCGGGCCGCCAGCCGCAAUGCCGAGCCCCCGGAGGAACGUCGAGGGACGCCCCCUGGGAACCUCCGCUUCAAGCAGCAGCAGCAGCCCCGGUAGCCCGGCCCAUGGCGGCGGCGGCGGCAGCAGGUUUGAGUUCCAGUCCCUGCUCAGCAGCCGCGCGCCGGUCGCGGAUCCCACCUGCGCCCGGCUGCGCGCGUCUGAGAGCCCCGUGCACCGCCGCGGCUCCUUCCCCCUGACGGGAGCGGGCCCCUCGCAGGCGCCACCGCCCCCGCUGCCCGAGGAGGACCGCAUGGACCUGAACCCGUCCUUCUUGGGCAUCGCCCUGCGCUCCCUGCUGGCCAUUGACCUGUGGCUGUCCAAGAAGCUGGGGGUGUGCGCGGGGGAGAGUUCGUCCUGGGGCAGCGUGCGGCCACUUAUGAAGCUGCUGGAGAUCUCAGGACACGGCAUCCCCUGGCUGCUGGGCACCCUCUACUGCCUGUCCAGGAGCGACAGCUGGGCCGGGCGCGAGGUGCUGAUGAACCUGCUUUUCGCCCUGCUGUUGGACGUGCUGCUGGUGGCCCUGCUCAAGGGGCUGGUCCGCAGGCGCCGCCCGGCACACAACCAGAUGGACAUGUUUGUCACCCUCUCGGUGGACAAGUACUCCUUCCCCUCAGGCCAUGCCACCAGGGCCGCCCUGGUGUCGCGGUUUAUCUUGAACCACCUGGUGCUGGCCAUUCCACUAAGGGUGCUGGUGGUCCUGUGGGCCUUCAUCUUGGGCCUCUCCAGGGUCAUGCUGGGGCGGCACAAUGUCACCGACGUGGCAUUUGGCUUUUUUCAGGGCUACAUGCAGUACAGCAUCGUGGACUAUUGCUGGCUUUCACCGCACAAUGCUCCAGUCCUCUUUGUACUGUGGAACCAACAAUAACACCAUCUCAUUCGUUAUGGCUCCAGGAGAUCUGAAGGUGUCCACGUGAGAUAAUGCCAACAAACCAGCAGCCAUCACGCUUGUCCCUCUUAGGACAUUUCAGGCUUCCUUUGGGAUUUCAGGGGUCCUGCCACCUUGAUGGGUUGCUAGGCUGGAGUACAUGCUGGCCAUUGCUGAUCACAGCCAUAUUACAGAAAGCAAAAAUCCCUCCAUUACAUAUUUACUCAACAACUGUUUAUAUCUCCAGGACAACUGCAAAGAAAUCAAGCUGGGGUGAUUAUAAUGUUGCUGUUUUUUUAAAAGUUGAAAUCAGUAAAUUUGUAUUUUGUAGUAAUCCUGUAAGUCAACAUAUCACUUGUAAAUUGAACUUUGAAAAAGAAGCAUAAUCUUCAUUCUGUAAAUAUACAUGCAGAAAAGCCACGUACUAAUCCUAGUUCUUUUCCUAAGGUAGACUUUAAACAGUUAUUUAAGAGUCUAAGACAUAGGUUUUUCUAAUUUACCCUGAUGAUCUGUUGCCACAGCUGGGGAAAUUUCCUCUUAUUCCUGAUUUUCUUGGUAAGCUUUUUUAGUUUAUUGUCUCUUCCAUCUUUGCAGACUGGGUAGUGAGAAGAGAGGUUGUAGUACAUGUCUCUCUCCUUUCCUACUACCUCCUCAGAAGAUCUUUAAAUUUACAUUUAUUUCCCACUACUCUCUAAUAUUGUCUUUUAGCAUUCAGAGAACAAGCCAAGAACUUAAAGAAGAAACAUUUAAAGAUAGACAUAUCUAUAAUCUGCAUAGAAAAGAUUGGAUUACAUGGCUUAAUUAUGUUGAGAACCAACAGCAUGGCAUGAGAGAAGGCAGAAAAGCUAAACUGCUGAGGAGGUCAGAGGAAGUGAGAGAUUGGGGGUAGGCCAACCACGUACUAUGUCAGUGGACCAGGGUAGCGAGAGAUAGGGCCCUGCUGCCCAUCAUUUCUACUGAAUAAAGAAAAACGUUCCUCUACUGAGGUAAUAAAAUGGGAAAAUAAUGCGUAAACUUUUUCAUAUGUACAAGGAUGACCUUGUAUAUUAGUUUUUCUUACGGAAUUCUGUUUCCCUGUUUACACUUUAUUUAGAUAACAGUAUUUAAUUUGAAAUUCAUCAGUGGAGUCUGCUGCUAUACCAGGCACAAGGUAUAAAUAACUCCUAAAUUUCCGUUUACAAUGACCUUUACAUUUAAAGCAUUUUAUCCACGGUGCCUCCCGUAAUCACUAGACCAAAGACCACCAAAUGUAGGAAAGUCUGAAAAGGUAUAUGCUUUAAAUGCUGCUCUACCUGAAAAUACGAACCUUUAAAUUACCUGUAGAAUUGGUGUCUUCAAAAAUCUUAAUGACCAAUUAUUUUGACAUUUAUAAAUAGAAAGGAUUAUGGCCUUUGAUCUGUCAUAUAGUGGUACACGUAGGAAUCUGGAGAAUGGCUAUGAAGAUUGGGUGGAAACAUGAACUCUGUGAGUGUGAGAGGCACAAUGAAAGAAGAAUAGCUACACUUCAAAAUAAAAUAAAAUCAUUUGCUUUCCCACAACAUCCUGAACACAGACUACCUCUCACUUGCUGAAUCAGAAACUGUGAAGCUGUAAGUGGUUUGCUUUAUUGUUUAAUCUUAGAAAGAUCCCUCAUUUUAACUGCAGUAAUAUUCAGGCCAGAUAUUUGGAAGCAUGAUAUUUCCUCUUGCAGUGUCCACAAGUCUGAAUACUAGCUCAAAAUUAGGCUUACCUUCUGGUUCCUGGUUAUACUUCUGGAAUUCCCUGUCUUAAUUGCUGGGGCCUGAGUUGGCUGGCUUUUAAAGCACAGAUCAAUUCACCCUGUUUUUGAAGCAUCCUAAGUACUGUAAAGUAGAAAACUGAUUUCACGUUAAUUGUAUACUGAGGAAUGCCUUUAGAAAUCAAAAUAAAAUUAACCAAUAAUGAAAGAAGUG
Rhinolophus ferrumequinum (greater horseshoe bat) is the source of this 2925-nucleotide messenger RNA. It is a transcript of the gene PLPP6, whose product is annotated as phospholipid phosphatase 6. The transcript has a single exon. The record is from RefSeq and is a predicted model, not a curated record. Gene Ontology annotation, molecular function: sphingosine-1-phosphate phosphatase activity. Bases 110 to 994 code for a protein of 294 amino acids. NCBI's taxonomy places the organism in Eukaryota, Metazoa, Chordata, Mammalia, Chiroptera, Rhinolophidae.